AUGAUAAACGUUGUUAGUGUAAGCUGUGGGCAACAUCAAACUUCGAAAAUGAGUUUUGUGGAUCUUGCAACGCUGACUUUGCAUCGGCGAAAUGAACUGGAGGCUAGAUUAAACAUAUUUUACGAAAAAUGUGAUCGCGCCGUUGACGACAUAAAAAAGUUGCAAAAGAAGACCCAAGGCUUUGUCCUGCAGCUAAAUUGUGAGCCAUCGGAACUCAAGGAGCGCUUCCUCUCCUGCAUGAAGCAACUUGACGAAUAUAUGUACUUGAUUACUGACUUUAACCUCGCUAUAUCUAAGAUUGAUGAAACUGGACAAAUCGAAUAUACGCCAGUUCAUGACACACCCGUUCCUAUGCUACCGUCGAUAGUCCCGGAGCCGUUCAACCUAAUAGACGCUCUCAGCGAACCAGCACCGUCAACAUCUACCGCCUGUCCCAACCACUGCCCCCCGGAGAAGCCUAAAAGAGUGAAGCUUCCGAAACAAGACCAGUCUUUGAUUAUUUUCUCUAGUACAAGCUCUUCAGAGGAAACGGUGCCGCAAGUAAAGAGUGAAGUAGCUGCAAAAGAGGUGCAAUGUGAAUUGGGAGAAGAACUUAGGCGUACCAAAAUUGAAGAUUCACCUGCGCCCUUGUCCGGGGAGGGCAGCAAUCUGCCAGCUCAGUCAGUUCUGGAGACUGACCAGGCAUAUUUAGCUACCAUUAUGCAUAUCGACGGAGCAUUUUUCUGGGUCAUCACCGAUGAUCCUCAAGAAGUGCAAAACCUAAUGAUGGAUAUGACAAAGUUCUACACUGAGAACCAUAGGCCAAUUAGUUCAAAAGAGGUGAAGACACUAACGUGCUGCGCCUUCUACGACGAAGAAAGUGAAUGUUUUUAUAGAGGACUGUUCCUAAAACUGAGUGAGGGUGACGGUACCAUGGCGGAGAUGUACGUAGUAGAUACGGGCGAGAUGCGCUCUGCACCUAUAGAUUGCGUACAACCGCUGUAUCCACGCUUCUGUGUGAAACCGCCCUAUGCUCGCUGUUGCCAUCUAGCAGGGGUGGAUCCAAUGAGCUACCACAACAAAGACCUUAUGGAGAAACAAGAAGAAUUUAUGAGACGAUUCGUGGGCACGCAAUGUACGAUUGAAAUCGAUGACAAUACUUCGGAAUCGUUGGGUGUGUAUGUAGUACUUCAAUCCGGUGAGACACUCAACAAUAUAAUUGUGGAGCAAAAAUUAGUUCUACCUAUUGACAAGCUGUCGGAGUCCCACAGUCCAGAGCCGCAACACGCUCGCGGAAGGUGCGCCCCGCCCCCUCCGUACGACAGCGAUCAUGAACAGUGUCCCGAGUAUGACGACCCCGUAGAAGCAGUCACGGGAUACAGAAGCCGUGAUGAGGCAGACAUCUGCAAACACUACAAAGGAGGCCCAGAGAAGACAUGUUUCAAAGGGACCCGUUGCACCAAGAAACACAUUCUUAAGCAUCCUGAUGGCUGGACACUGGAUCGUGUCGAAGUAGUCGGGAAGUGCAAGUCGGUACCGUUACCAGCGCCCGGCACUUGGCACAAAGUUUUAGUCACUUAUGUGUGCCACUUCGAUCGGGUCUACGUACAUAUGAUAAAGGAAAAAGAAAAAGAAGAUCCGCCACCACGUUUCGGAUUAGUUUUGCCGCCUGCGUCGCUGACCGCGCUUGUACAAGACAUGAACAGUGCCGCGGCCCGAGUCGCCUACAAACCACUUACGAUAACACCAGCAUUGGGAGAGUUGGUUGCAGCCGUAUACCCACCGGACGGUAACUGGUAUCGAGCCAGGGUUAUGACUGUCACAAGAGCUGACCAGAGCGUUGAGGUGAUGUACGUGGACUACGGCACGGUGCUGUGGGUGAAGGAGGACCAGCUGCGCGCGCUGGAGCCGCGCCACGCGGCGCUGCCGGCGCAGGCCGUGCGCUGCGUGCUGGCCGGCGUGGCCGCGCGCUCGCGACACUCGCAGCAGUGGGCGCAGGCCAAGCGCUCGCUCGCCGACCUCGUGCAGGACAAGACCCUCGACGCGCACGUCGUUGGCCGCGAUUACGACGAGAUAUCAGUAGAGUUGUAUGAUGAUGACGGCUACAGUAUAGCGGAGCAGCUGGCAGCUAUUAAGAUGGUGGAACUUGUAGAGUAUAGCGUGGUGGACGAUACCUCCGUCACGCAGAAGGUCGUGGUACCUUAA
Molecule: messenger RNA, 2184 nt
Organism: Arctia plantaginis
Lineage: Eukaryota; Metazoa; Arthropoda; Insecta; Lepidoptera; Erebidae
Source: the annotation of a GenBank genome assembly